UUAAUUAUCCACAUUAUAGCCACAGUUCAUCAAAACUGACUCAAUAUGCUUUUUCCCCAGCUGACAGGUUUUUGUAAGUUAACAGUUUUUUUAUAUUAACAUUUUUCAUGGCAGUUACAGUCCUAAUUGACUGUAAAACAUUUUAUAAAAUAUGUAACUUCGAACUGAAGUCCAUACACUUUCCUGUUUCAGUCAUUUAUAUUUUUACUGAAGUACAUGAAACAUAAUUGUAUCAUUGGCACAGUGCAUUAGUUAUGUUUACAAAUAUAGUUUAAAUAUUGUUUUAACCAUAAAAAAAUACUAUUUUUUUCAAUUUUAGAAAACAGAUUACAGAUUACAGUUAACUUCAAAACUCAUCACAAAAACUACACGCCCCAGAAAUCCACCACUAAUCUGAUUGGCUGGCGUCACACUUUUGUGUGUUUUUGGCUUCUGUGAUUGGUUUACUGCUGUGGUCGUAGAUGGGUCUCGACGUUCUCACACAACAGCAUCAGAAACGAAAAUGGCUGAAGAAGAGGUCGAGCAAACUUCUGGCAUUCUUCAGGAAAUUUUCACUUCGCCUCUGAACAUUAGCUUGCUAUGUCUCUGUUUAUUCCUUUUGUACAAAAUCGUCCGCGGAGACAAGCCUGCAGACUUCGGCCCGGUUGAAGAGCCGUUGCCUAAACUAAAGAAAAGAGAUUUUACUUUAGCAGAACUGCAGGAAUACGAUGGACUGAAAAACCCCAGAAUCCUGAUGGCUAUCAACGGGAAAGUGUUUGAUGUCACGAGAGGAAAGAAGUUCUACGGACCAGAGGGCCCUUAUGGGGUCUUUGCGGGCCGAGAUGCAUCCAGAGGACUGGCCACAUUCUGUUUGGAGAAGGAGGCCUUGAAAGACACUCAUGAUGAUCUUUCAGAUCUCAAUGCUAUGCAGCAGGAAAGCCUGAGCGAGUGGGAGACCCAGUUCACACAGAAAUAUGAUUACGUUGGGAAGCUUCUUAAACCGGGAGAAGAACCGACAGAGUACACAGACGAUGAGGAAGUCAAGGACAAAAAGAAGGAUUAGAACACAGAGAUCACAGAUCAUGUUAGAUAUAUGAUAAAGCUUUGUUGCAGUCACAUUUUGCUGAUAGCUAGACAGCAACCUCCAUGUCAUUUUAUAUACAUCACUGUGACAUUAAUUAGCACGCCAUACGUUCAUAAACAGAAUUUGAUAUCACUGUGUUAAUUAAACUAAUGUAGGAUAUGUUAUAUCUACAGCAACUGUGACUCAUAAUCAUGUCAUUUGAAGAAUUCUUGGUAAAUUAUAUUCUUCAGGAAUUUAUGGUUUCCUGUAAAUAUAGAACACAAUUUCUCAUCUCAAUUUUUUAUUUUGAGUGUUGACUCCAGAUUUUAUCUAACAAGAGAACAUUAAAACCAAAUACAUAAAUAAACAUCAAAAUACACUAGAUUGCUUUUAAAUAAGUGCCAUAGUAAAAGUUGGAGUGGUGCUGUCAUUCAGGGUUGAUCAUUAAACCAGUUUCUCUGAUACAGAUUAAGAUUAGACCCAUGCUAAAGAGGGUUUCGAGUAAAUUUAUCACAUGCUAGUCUUAACAUCUGCUCAGGACAUUUGUAGAUUAGAUACACGUAACAUUCCAUGAGAUUAUGUUUUCAACUUUUGUUACCAAGACAAGUGUUUGCAAAACAACUUUUCUGUUCAUAAUUUUCAUUAUUAAAGAAUAUGAUUUAUUAUCA
Molecule: messenger RNA, 1710 nt
Organism: Carassius gibelio (silver crucian carp)
Lineage: Eukaryota; Metazoa; Chordata; Actinopteri; Cypriniformes; Cyprinidae
Product: membrane-associated progesterone receptor component 1
Exons: 3
Coding region: 503-1042 (179 amino acids)
Cellular component (GO): membrane; endomembrane system
Source: RefSeq, a predicted model, not a curated record